Molecule: messenger RNA, 360 nt
Organism: Desarmillaria tabescens
Lineage: Eukaryota; Fungi; Basidiomycota; Agaricomycetes; Agaricales; Physalacriaceae
Exons: 4
Coding region: 1-360 (119 amino acids)
Source: RefSeq, a predicted model, not a curated record
AUGGCCCCUAAAGCAUUCUUCAAAUCUAUCUGGUCUCUAGCCAAAAAGACGGCCAUCGAUACUCGUGACGACUUUCGUAGUACAUUCAUCAACGGGCAAGGAUCAACCGUAGACUCCUUGAAACCAAGCUCCACCUUCGACUCAGAAGAAUUUUCUCCUCGCGGCCAGCAGGAAGAUAAGGCCAAAAGCACUGUCCCAAUUAACAGUGGCAGAAAUUAUGCAUCAUCCUCUGGCAAGAACAAGCUGCCAGGAUCGGGCACCAAAUCCACUGGCACCAAAUCCACUGACUCCAAAUCCGCUCAAAAGGCAGGCUCCAAAUCCAUUCAGUUACCUACCAAUACGGGUGGCAGUCGUGCCUAG